AUGUCUUUGAUUAGCGUUAGAAGGCCUAGCUCGGUUGGUCAAGAUGAGGUGAGCUAUCAGUUUUUAUAUUGCCGUUGUUGAACUACAUUUUAUUCUUGGUUUUCAGGCCGCAAUUUGCUCAGAUAGUUCGUUGUCCCCGCCAGGAUCAAGCACCGACGGUAAUGAAUAUUACUUUACUGUUAAGGGCGCCGCCAUGGUGCUGUCGCAUUCACAACAAAUACUUUCAAGACACCGAAGUUCUGAAACAGGUAUGUAUGGCUAAAUGAGUAAGCCUUUCGGGCGGAGCGAUUCCUAUAACAAAUAACUUUACUUUCUUUUAGUCUUUUUGGAUGAAAUUGAGUUACACCUUCAACAGAUGCUGAAUGUUCUCAGGCCGACCGACAGACUCUCGAUUGUUGUACAACUGCAGUCUCCUCUAACCAAACACACAAGAUACCUGGCUGUGGUGACCUCACCCACUCAACUCUUGACAGGUGCAAGGGAAUCGGCUUUAAUUGGGUUCGAUUUCUAUGAUAAGAGAGUGUCGUAUGUUAUUUUAAUAUUUUUUAUUUGAUGCUCGUAGGAGGUAGUGUGAAAUACAUCAGCUGAUUUCAGGAUCGGCGUAUCAGUCCCUAUCCUCACAACAACCCGGGUGGAAUUGGAUGGAGAUGGUGGGAUUCUGGUCGGGAUCUCAGCCAGCUUUUAUUUCUUUAAACCCGUCUCAAUCCAAUCGAUGUGGCUUGUUUUCCAAUGUCUUCACAAAGAACUAGAACUGGUGAAUAAAUAUCCAACGCUGGAUAAACCCGAGGAAUGGCUGAAUUUCUAUCGGGACGCUGAGAGGACGACUCAAAUCCCAGGCAUUUCCGCUCAAUGGUACGACUGACGGAAUUGUGUUAUUUGUUUUUUAGGCAUGUUUCUUUUGUUGAUGAUGCAGCUCGAGAUGAUAUUAAUGCCAAAAGAGUCAGUUAUCACAACGUGGAGGAUGCAACGGAAAGGCGGAUCAGAGAUUCUCUGAAACAAAUAAUGCAGACUGUGGACCUGGAUGAUGUGACCAGUGGAGAUAUCAGAAGAAGGCUCGAUCGGGAAAUUAAUGUGUCCGUCAAGGCUUACAAGGAGUUCAUCGACAGGGAAAUGCUCGUCAUUUUGGGGCAGAUGGAGAAACCAUCAAAAAUAUUCGAUUAUUUGUAUUUGGGUACAGAAUGGAAUGCAUCAAAUUGGGAUGAACUGCACGAAAACAAGUAAGUUAAAGGAUUUAUUUAUUUAUGAGAUUCAGGGUGCGGUAUAUUUUGAAUAUGACCAGAGAGGUUGACAACUUCUUCCCUUCCCAUUUUGUGUAUAUGAAGAUCUUCGUAUCAGAUGAAGCAAACACCGAACUGCUAAUGCAUUGGAACCGGACUUAUGAGUUUAUCAAGAAGGCCAAGUAAGUGAAUAUACUUUUUUGAGUUAAUUGCAGAAUGGAAGAAUCGGCAGUAUUAGUGCAUUGCAAAAAAGGGAUCAGUCGAUCUUCGUCUACUGUAAUCUCAUAUAUAAUGAAAGAGUAUGGAUGGAAUCUAAGCCGAGCUCUGGAUUAUGUAAAAGCCAAAAGGAAUUGUAUAACACCGAACUCUGGCUUCAUGAAUCAGUUGCAGACGUUUGGAGGAAUGUUGAGUGCAAGUAGAAAUCGGCAGAGUGCAGUCUUUAACGGGUGUAGUCCGAACAGAUCGGCUUCCGACGUGUCUUCAAGACCAAAGAAAACUCGGCCAAGGGGAUCUAGAUCGAUUUGCGAAGGAUAUUUGAAGGCCAUAAUUGGGAAUUCUGAUUCCAAAAAUGCGAAACCUCGUGUGGAAGGGAAGACGUCAUCGUUGGCAAGUUUUCGAUUUUGAAUUUAGACAUUAUUGCUUAAUGAUGUUGGGUUUUUAUUGAUCUCUUCUUUUUAAGGCUUAUCUUAUCAGUUUCAGACCGAAAUUGCGAAAAAGUUUGGGAUCCUCUCUUUAAAAGUGCCAAAUCGCCGCUGUGCCAAAUCCAACCAGUCCGAUAUCCACCGAAGUUUUGUGAAAUCGAUGGUGGGGACCUUCGAACAGAACUCUGAGCACAAUCUUCCAAAGUGAUAUUGUAUUUCUUUGUAUAUAAAACGUCCCGGUGUCCGCUUAUUUUGUCUCUUCUUAUGGGUAUUUUACUUUAAUUAUCUAUAUUCACAUUGUGAGAGGCCCUCAUUGGCCGUCAAGUAGUCCAAACGUCCUCUUUACAUUCCAUAAUUACAGGGUAAAGCUUUAAUUGCUUCAAUAAACGUAUUCCCUCGGUCGAUGUCUUUUUUCGGCUUUUAGUUUUACCGUUGAAUACCUUUAAUUCGAGUGACGUUGCGAUGACGCAUAUUUUUUUAAAACCUUCUUUUCUGCGAGUUUUAUGAGUUUCUUGAAAUCGAAAUCAAAUUUUUGUUGGUUUGAAACGGUUGUUUCCUAAUUGAUUACAACUUUUGUAACUUCAGAUGUCGGAGCCAGAGACUUAUUUCUCGGCCAAAGAACGGCUCUUCCCUCACCUGGAAGAUGGCAAGAUCCCAACAGCCCAGUUUAUUUCGGCCUGUCAAGGAAUUGGAGAAUUCGUGGCAUUCCUAGGAACGGCUUUUAUCCCCGUGAAGAACGAUGUCCUCGGAAAUGUGAACAAGGUUAGGACAAUGUACGAGAAGGACCCGGAGAAGUACAAGUAUCUGCAAGACAUGGUAGAAUCUGAUCUGGAACAACAUGGAGGCAAUAUGGGCAUACCAACAGAAGGGUUGUUGUGGCUGAAAAGGUAAGCAACUAACGGAAGUCAUUUCAAAAAAAGUUACAUUGGGUUUGCAGAGGACUUGAAUUCAUGUUGGAAAUGUUGUUUGGGCUGGUGGAGGCAUAUAAUCGAAAGGAAAAAAGCGAAUCUCUCUACAAUCUCCUCAGCGAAAGUUAUCAGAAGACCCUCAAACAUCAUCACAAUUUCAUUUCCCGCCAAUUAUUUAAAGUUGUUUUGGCUGCCGCCCCUUCUCGGCAUACGCUUCUAAAGACAGUGGCGUACGGUAAAGAAGGUUAUGACGAAUACUGUAUCCAACAUAUGGGAGAUCACAUCAAGGACUUUAAAUUGAAUGUUCAUUCUUUGGUUAAUUUCUACUUCGAGAAGGGCCUCGAUCGAUGCUAUUUUGAAUCCCGGUGA
This is a messenger RNA of Bursaphelenchus xylophilus (pine wood nematode), 3135 nucleotides long. Lineage: Eukaryota; Metazoa; Nematoda; Chromadorea; Rhabditida; Aphelenchoididae. The record is from the annotation of a GenBank genome assembly.